AAAAUGACAGAGCCAUCAAAUAAAAGAUGCAAAAUACAGCAGUUGACUACAAUAAAGGCAAUACUGCCCAACGAGUUGUCCGAACCCGUCAAGACUACAGCAGUUUAUGUCACAGCAGUGGAGGAUAAGAAACAAAUAUCCAAAAUAAUGCAACAACUUGCCUUAUUGUUACCCCUGCCAUCACUGCAGCAUUUGAAACGAGUAAAGGACAGCAAAAUUAUUAUAUGUACCCAGCAAGAAAUUGGUUCUGAUCAGGAAAUAAAAAGUUACUUAAGCACAAAGGACAUCGAAUCGAACAUUAUCGAACAAAUACUUCAAAGAAUAGAAACAGUGAAUGUUCCUGCGACACCAGCAAAACUUAGAUGGCAAUACGAUGAGGUGCAUGGCAUAUGGCCAUGCAAGUUUCACCCUGACAAAUAUUUGGAGCAAAGGUAUGAUGGCUCAAAUUUUACACCUCAAGAAAAAUGCUUCCAUUUGAAAAUUGCUUCCUUGCUGAAGGAUAUUUCCAGAAAAUUUUUAAACCAACAAGCUGUGGGUAUAUGCAUUGAUCCUAGAUUUAAUAGCAUUGUUGCAAUAGCUUCUGGUUUUACACAAAAGAGUCCUAUUAUGCAUUCUACUAUGGUAUUAAUGGAUUAUGUAGCCAGGUCACAAGACUUUGGGGCAUGGAGAGAUCAGCUCUGCACCUUGGAAGAUUUCGUAGAAAGCGAAAUAACCAUAGAUACUACAAUGGAAGGCGUACCUAAAAGAUUCAAACAGUUUAUCGAUGACCAUGAGGAGUAUUGCGAAAUCCAAUGUGGGGCCGAACGCUUGAGACACACUGAAAAAGUAAAGUGUGAGACUGCUAAUGCUUUGGACGGCGAUAAUUUAGCCAAAUAUGGGCCGUAUCUAUGUACGGGAUAUGACAUCUAUCUGCUAAGAGAACCUUGUCUUAUGUGUGCCAUGGCUUUAGUACAUAGCCGCGCUAAACGUGUGUUCUUUGUGGGCAACUCUGAAAAUGGAUGUCUAACUACAAGUUUUAAACUGCAAGGUGUUCCGGAACUAAACCAUCACUAUGAGGUUUAUCAAUUUGGAUAUGAUACCCAGAGCGAAACAUCAGACGUACAAAAUAAAUCAUGACAACUUGUCUAAAACAAAA
Stomoxys calcitrans (stable fly) is the source of this 1135-nucleotide messenger RNA. Its product is annotated as probable inactive tRNA-specific adenosine deaminase-like protein 3. Gene Ontology annotation, cellular component: nucleus; cytoplasm. NCBI's taxonomy places the organism in Eukaryota, Metazoa, Arthropoda, Insecta, Diptera, Muscidae. Bases 4 to 1116 code for a protein of 370 amino acids. The transcript has a single exon. The record is from RefSeq and is a predicted model, not a curated record. Gene Ontology annotation, molecular function: tRNA-specific adenosine-34 deaminase activity.